This is a messenger RNA of Dentiscutata erythropus, 324 nucleotides long. The record is from the annotation of a GenBank genome assembly. NCBI's taxonomy places the organism in Eukaryota, Fungi, Glomeromycota, Glomeromycetes, Diversisporales, Gigasporaceae.
AUGAAUCGUCUGCUUCUCUUUACUUUUAUAUUCUUAACCCUUUCCUUUAUUACUACAUCUUCUCAAGAAGAAGUACCUUACAAUCUAAUCUAUUCUCUUCCGCCCGAAAUCAAGAAAGUUGGUGACGAUAAAUUGAUUGUACAGGUUAAAUGGGAAGGAGUAAAUAUAAAGGAUGAUGAGCCGGUUACAAAAAGGUUUAGGUGCUUUUCUAAAGCCGUGGCUGUUAAAGAACCUCAUCAGAAGAACGGUACAUUUGGUGAACGUAACACUAAAUUCGAACUAACCGUUAAGAAAAAAAAUGUCGACGUGAAAUGUCAGUAUGGA